AUUUCGAACUUUGCUCAAGGUAAUCUUACAGUCACAUCUUAUUAUACUAAGCGGAAAUGCCUUUGGGACGAUUAUGCCUGCAUAGUAGCUGUACCUGAAUGCAAUUGUGGUGCUGAGAAAGCUUAUAGUGAUCAUGAUUCAGAAACCAAACUUAUGCAAUUUCUUAUGGGUCUUAAUGACAUAUUUGAACCAGUGAAGAACCAAAUAUUGCUCAUGGAACCCUUGCCUACUAUAAAUAGGGCAUAUUCCAUGAUUUUGAAGGUUGAGAAGCAGAAAUCUGUUCAUAGUCUAGUACAGGAAGGAUUGGAUAGUUCAGUGAUGUUGGCAAAGGGUGCAUAUGGAAGGGGAACUACUAAUAUGGAAAAUAUAGGUAGAGGAAAUGCAGGCAUUAGCAACUAUGGAAGAGGAUCAUUUGGUAGAGGAGGUUUUAGUCAGAACAACAACAAUGGGGGUAGAGGGAGAGGUCAAUUCAGACUUUAUAAGGAAGAAAAGGCAAAACUAUACUGUGAACAUUGUGGUUAUAAUGGUCAUGAAAUCCAAGGCUGUUUUAAAUUAAAUGGUAUCCAGAAUG
Molecule: messenger RNA, 571 nt
Organism: Striga hermonthica
Lineage: Eukaryota; Viridiplantae; Streptophyta; Magnoliopsida; Lamiales; Orobanchaceae
Source: the annotation of a GenBank genome assembly